This is a messenger RNA of Raphanus sativus (radish), 2009 nucleotides long. RefSeq names its product protein HOTHEAD. Bases 78 to 1808 code for a protein of 576 amino acids. The transcript is spliced from 5 exons. The record is from RefSeq and is a predicted model, not a curated record. Gene Ontology annotation, molecular function: oxidoreductase activity, acting on CH-OH group of donors; flavin adenine dinucleotide binding. NCBI's taxonomy places the organism in Eukaryota, Viridiplantae, Streptophyta, Magnoliopsida, Brassicales, Brassicaceae.
CCCCCAAAAAUAUAUACGUAGAAACUAGAAAGAAAUUUAGAGUACAUAUAAAAUUUUACAUAUACCGUUACACCAGAAUGGAUUUUCAUAUAUUCCGGUUAUUCCGUUUUAUAAGCGUCGCAGUUUUCAUCUUCCAAGGCUCGUGUUAUUCUGAUAAAGCUGGUUAUUAUAGUUUUUUAAAAGAUGCAACAUCAGCACCAACCUUAUCUCACUUCGACUACAUAGUCAUCGGAGGAGGAACCGCCGGAUGUGCACUAGCCGCAACGCUAUCCCAAAACGCCACCGUUUUACUCCUCGAACGUGGUGGGUCUCCUUACGACAACCCUACGGCUACAGACAUAGGAAACUUCUUGAACACAUUCUUGAACACAACUCCAAACGCGUGGUCUCAGCUUUUCAUCUCCGAAGAUGGCGUUUUCAACUCACGUGCACGCGUGCUAGGAGGAGGAACAGUGAUAAACGCUGGAUUCUACUCACGUGCGGAAGAUGAUUACGUGGCGGAAUCUGGUUGGGACAGAGAAGAGGUCAAAGCAGCUUACGAGUGGGUCGAGAAGAAGUUGGUGUUCGAACCACAGAUUAAGGGAUGGCAAACGGCGUUUAUAGAUGGUCUUUUGGAGGCUGGAGUGACUCCAUAUAAUGGUUUCACGUACAAACAUAUCUAUGGAACGAAAAUUGGCGGUACGAUAUUUGACCCGGAUGGUCGGAGACACACGGCAGCGGAUCUAUUGGAGUAUGCUGAUCCGAAAAAGAUUACUGUCUUCUUGCACGCUUCUGCUCAUAAGAUCCUCUUCACCACCACAGGGACUAUGAGACCCAAGGCAAAUGGAGUGAUCUUCCAAGAUGCGAAUGGAGUGUUCCACACGGCAAAACUAGCGGCACAUAACACACAGAAUGAAGUGCUCUUAUCAGCAGGUGCCAUCGCGAGCCCGCAGCUACUGUUGUUGAGUGGUGUUGGCCCUGUGGCCCAUCUAGCAGACCAUGGGGUGGAUCCGGUCAUCCUAGAUCACCCCAUGGUUGGACAAGGAAUGGGUGAUAAUCCGAUGAACGCCGUCGUCAUCCCUUCUCCUGAACUUGUAGAAGUGUCCCUUGUUCAAGUCGCUGGAAUCCCUCAUUUUGGUAGUUACAUUGAAGGUUUGAGUGGGUUAAGCCUCUCUAUUAGUUUGACGCAUAGCUUCUUCGAUGGUGUUCUAAAUCUUCUCAAUGAGAUAAAACUUCCCACAAAAACCCUCUCAAACUUUUUCAAAUUAUUGGAUCUUCGAUUUAACAUUACAACACAAGCAGGUGGGAUAAUUCAAAAAGUGUAUGGACCAAUCUCGAGAGGUCACUUGGAGCUGCGGAACACGAAUCCAGAUGAUAACCCUUCAGUGACAUUUAACUACUACCAAGAACCAGAAGAUUUGAAUAACUGUGUCGAAGGACUCAGUGCUAUAAUUAAAGUGAUAAAUUCGCAGAACUACUCCAAGUACAAGUUCCCUGGAGUGACCGGGCGUGGAUUGUUGGAUCUCAUUCUUGCCCUUCCCAUCAAUCUGAGGCCAAGACACAUAAACUCAUUGUUCGAUUUGAAGCAAUAUUGUAAAGAUACCGUGAUGACUAUUUAUCAUUACCAUGGAGGUUGUCAAGUUGGAAAAGUGGUCGACAAUGAUUACAAAGUAUUAGGGGUUGAUGCUUUGAGGGUCGUCGAUGCAUCCACGUUUCUCAAGACUCCAGGGACUAAUCCUCAAGCCACGAUCAUGAUGCUCGGAAGGUAUGUGGGGCAGAAGAUUCUUCGAGAGAGGACGGGUUUUCUCGAAACUAAAGAAGAACUAUGAUAAUUUAAAUAUGCUCAAAAGUCUUGUUACUUGAGGCUGUUCCUUGCAAGAUCACAUAUUGCAGUGAAUUUUCUCUUGUAUGCGUGAUGUAGUGUUUUUUUUAUGUAAUGUUAUAUAAGGUUAAAAUCUAAAGAUGCUACGUUAUUUUGUUCAGGAACACAAGUGAAUAUUGAUGUUACUAAUCACUAAAAUUUUAAAGUA